AAAAACCCUUACUAAAUUAUUUUAGGUUGUUGUUUUCAGAAAAUACCUUAUAAAAGCUCAAAAAUGGGGCUUUCGUUUAGUUCUUUGUUUAGUAAAUUGUUUUCAAAAAAAGAGAUGAGAAUAUUAAUGGUUGGCUUGGAUGCGGCCGGAAAAACAACUGUUCUUUAUAAGUUAAAGCUUGGUGAAAUUGUUACUACUAUUCCCACUAUUGGUUUUAAUGUUGAGACAGUGGAAUACAAGAACAUCAGUUUUACUGUGUGGGACGUUGGUGGCCAAGACAAAAUCCGACCCUUGUGGAGACAUUACUUCCAAAACACCCAAGGUCUCAUAUUUGUGGUGGACAGCAAUGACAACGAGCGAGUUAGUGAAGCCCAGGAAGAAUUACAUAGGAUGCUGAAUGAGGAUGAAUUACGCGACGCUGUUGUUCUUAUAUUCGCUAAUAAACAGGAUCUUCCCAAUGCCAUGACCACGGCGAGUCUGACUGAUAAACUAAAGUUGUCAGGCCUUCGCAACCGACAAUGGUACAUACAAGCAACUUGUGCCACUACAGGAGAUGGAUUAUACGAAGGACUGGACUGGCUGUCAAACGCAUUGAAAAGCUUAAAAUCUUAGAUAAAAAUGGACCAAAAUUAAUGAACAAAUUGUAUGCUGCUUUCGUCGAAUCAUUCCAUGUGGCAACUGCUAACAAAUUUAAAAAAACACAGAUUUUUUCACUCCUAUUAGGUUGUUAUAUAUAAGAAAAAGGAGCAAUUAACUUAACAAUUUACAAAAUUUUGGACUAUCAUUUGACAGUUUUAAAAUUUUUCUUUGAAAGGCAUGGUUUAUUUUUUCUAUGUAUUAAAAUUGAUAAUCUUAUCAAAAUUGACAAUAAAUAAUUACAAAAAUAAUCAUAACUUAAAGAAAACCAUUUACCCCAAGUCCCCUAACUUCCCCACGGUGCAAGAUAAAAUGAAAAUCAUUUUUUAAUUUAUUUAAUAAAAUGUAUCGAAGACUGUAUAUCAUGUGUCAUACUACUGUUACAGCGUGGUGCUUAUAUCUGGUCCAUAUCGUUUUGGUGGAAGUUUAACGACGUUUACAUUUCUUAACAGCAAUUUUAGGUGUAGUGGUUUCAUGCUUCAUAUAUAAACAUCAAUUUCACUAAAUAUUUGUUAAAAACCUGAUCUUUUUGCUUAAACUAAUAGCGAACUGUUGAAAUUCACUGUAACAUGGCAAAUAUCAUUAUCAUGACAUUAAAAGUUGGAGUCCUGUGCACCCAAUUGCCAAAAUACUUUACCAAUAACUUUGAACUUUCAUGUGAGUGGCUAUUGGCCACAAAAUUUUGUUUCUGUGACAUCAGUCCUGUUUUGAACCAAUGUUUAAGCUUCCCUGCAUUUUACUCAAAAAAACCAAUUUUUUGCUAAUCCACAAACUAUAUUAGUUAGAAUACAUUGUGUAACAGUGCUUCGUGUUAUGUCCUAUAUUUUAUUUAAUCUCUCGUUUUUUAGUGAAUGUAAUAGUUUUUGCGUGUGUUUUCUGACUCACAAUAUGUGUACACUAUUUCUUUCCUUGCA
This is a messenger RNA of Ciona intestinalis (vase tunicate), 1550 nucleotides long. RefSeq lists its product as uncharacterized. Gene Ontology annotation, molecular function: GTP binding; GTPase activity. The record is from RefSeq and is a predicted model, not a curated record. NCBI's taxonomy places the organism in Eukaryota, Metazoa, Chordata, Ascidiacea, Phlebobranchia, Cionidae.